Molecule: messenger RNA, 1573 nt
Organism: Anguilla rostrata (American eel)
Lineage: Eukaryota; Metazoa; Chordata; Actinopteri; Anguilliformes; Anguillidae
Gene: lhpp
Product: phospholysine phosphohistidine inorganic pyrophosphate phosphatase
Exons: 7
Coding region: 40-753 (237 amino acids)
Biological process (GO): dephosphorylation
Cellular component (GO): cytosol
Molecular function (GO): inorganic diphosphate phosphatase activity; phosphatase activity
Source: RefSeq, a predicted model, not a curated record
CACCUUGCCGCACUGGACUCCGGUUUAGUGUCUGUAAUCAUGGCCGACAAAGAUUGGAAAGAGUGUAUCAAAAGUCUGAAAGGGGUUGUGUUAGAUAUGUGCGGUGUUUUGUAUGACAGUGGAGAAGGAGGUGGUAUUCCCAUUCCUGGCUCGGUAGAAGCAGUUAAAAGGAUCAAGGCUUCGGACCUGCAGCUUCGAUGGGUCUGGCCAUUGAUGAUGGUGCCCGUGAUCAUGUUCAAUGUCUUCCCUGCAGAUUUGUUGCCAGAGUUCAAGGACAUUGAUAAUACGAACCCGAACUGUGUGGUCAUUGGAGACGCAGCGGACAAGUUUUCCUAUCAGAACCUGAACGAUGCCUUCCGGGUCCUCAUUCAGCUGGAGAAGCCUGUGCUCUUUUCUCUGGGCAGAGGGCGCUACUACAAAGAGACGGAUGGACUGAAGCUGGACGUUGGGGUCUACAUGAAGGCCCUGGAGUAUGCCUGUGACGUGGAGGCGGAGGUAGUGGGGAAGCCAGCCCCGAUGUUUUUCCAGAGCGUUCUGACGGACAUGGGCAUCCAGCCGCAGGAGGCGCUGAUGAUCGGAGACGACCUGAUCAAUGAUGUAGGCGGGGCCCAGAACUGCGGGAUGAGAGGGCUUCAAGUGAGGACAGGGAAGUACAGGCCCGGCGACGAGAAGCACCCUGCAGUGACGGCCGACGGGUACGUGGACAACCUGGCCGAGGCGGUGGACAUCAUCCUGAAGUACAGGGGCCAGUGAGGCCCUGAAAACUGACACCAGACCUGGGCGUCCAUCUUAGAGAACACCCGAUAGCCACAGUUAUUGAAUGCAAAAUGUCUGCUGAAUUCAUACAGUCUUGCCAGUUGGAUUUAGGAGAGGUCUCCACCCUCACUCUGUUCCAUUUGGCUCAUAUGUUUUAAAAGCAAAUUUAAGGAAGUCACUUUUCUCAAUACUUUGAGAAUGUUAAAAAAAAUUUUUGUUGAUGUCAGCCAUAAAUUUAACAAAGAAAUAGGUUGCGCAAGCCACAACGUACACUGAUUGAGUCAUACUCUGAGGAUCAAGUCUUAGUAAUGAGCUUCGUAUGGAUGUCAUUUCCAAUGCAGGGCCUAUCUACUCAGUCUUAACUGGAAGGUGCAUGUUGCCUUAAUUUUAGUGAUGAACAAAAGGUUUAGCAGUACAGGUAGGUUUGACUGGAUCUUUGAUGUGCAAAGCAUGAUAAUUACAUGGGGACACCCAUUUUUUUGUAGUUUGAACAAGUACCAGUUCUGCCAUACAUAGCAUUACUGAGAAGGUUCAUACAGGUAUAGCUGCUAGUUCUGUGUGGUUCAGUAAUGUCAUACAAACCAGAUUAAGGGAUGUCUUUGUGUGAACACUGUCAUGAAUGCACAAGGGCUUUUGAGGAAAGUGUAUCGGUGGCAUAAUGAAACAUUCUGUUCUUCGCGCCUGGCGCGUAAAAAUGUCGUCUGUGCAACUUCUGCCGCUUCGUUGCGCAGAGGAACUUGAAACGCUCACGACAGCUGCGAACAAUGUAGCGCUUCUGUCUCAUUUCGCCUUUGGAGAAAUAAAAGUAGCAAAACUG